Messenger RNA from Chaetomium globosum CBS 148.51, 3102 nucleotides. RefSeq lists its product as uncharacterized. Lineage: Eukaryota; Fungi; Ascomycota; Sordariomycetes; Sordariales; Chaetomiaceae. Bases 1 to 3102 code for a protein of 1033 amino acids. Gene Ontology annotation, biological process: intracellular calcium ion homeostasis; calcium ion transmembrane transport. The record is from RefSeq and is a predicted model, not a curated record. Gene Ontology annotation, cellular component: membrane; endomembrane system. Gene Ontology annotation, molecular function: calcium:proton antiporter activity. The transcript has 2 exons.
AUGAUGACAAUGCAUCCGACAGCCUCCAGCCCGCCGAUGCUCGCCCAAGCCCCCUACCGAGGCGGCGUUUUCUCAGUAGACGACGGCAUCGCCGAGGUCGAAGCUGACGCCGCGGAGCGCCAGCAGAGUUACACGACCACGCUACGAAGACGAGCUGGUGCCCCGCCCGCACUCGUAAGGAUCCACUCUUCCGCCGCUGACGAGGAUCCCACCGGCGAAGAGAUCGACGACCCAGACGAUCAGGUCGACAGCAGUAGCCCGCCGGAGGAGGCCGGCGGAGAUGCACCUGAGAUAGAGCACCCGGACGUCGCGACACCUGAUGAUGACGGGGACGUCAGCGACGCCGAGAGCUUCACUCUCAAAGACCGCCAGCAGGCCAUCAACCAGACACAUCCUUUCGGAAUCAGAAUUUGGAAGCCAGCCCUGUACAAAAAGAGCCGCUCGGUGCAAAAGAACGCCGAAGGCGAUAUUCACUCAUCACCCGGCGGCCAUGUCAGCACUUGGCUGCUGUUCUUCAACCUUGUGUGGACCCUAGCUUUUGGCUGGUGGAUGGCCCUGAUUGCCUUUACCGGUGCACUUGUCUGCUUUCUUUUUGCCGCCGCGCCGGGCGGGCGGGAGUAUGGCCAGGUUCUCUGGGGCCUGUCAGGUUACAUCUUCUAUCCCUUUGGCAAGUUUGUGGGGCUGGAGCAGCAAGAAGCUUACCUGGACGAGGACGAGGGCGAGGGCCGAAGCAUCAGCGAGUACGAACAAUGGCAGAGCGGUGAUUUGGAGUAUGGGCGGCUGUUCUUCGGGCCAGAUAGGAACCGCUCCAUCGUCGGACGGUCCCGGCGAAGCCUCGACUCGGAACCGGACGAGACGGAGAGUCUCCUCGGAAGAGGGCGCGGGCAGGUCUUUGAUGAUCAUCUUCCUCGCAUGAAACGGAGAUUGUUCGGGCGCGGAGAGUGGAACGUCGGCCGCGUCAUCUUCUUUGCCUUCUUCUACUUCCUGAUCAUGCCAUCACUCUUUCUUGUCUCGGCUAUUUGCUGGUUUUUGGUGUUCACGAUUCCCAUGGGCAAGGUCACCAUGCUCCUGUUUUCCCAUCUACGGCGCCACCCCCUGGCUCUGUCCUUCGAAUCCGACAUCGCCUCCGCCCGCGCCCCUACGACACCCCAAUCUUCCAUUUUGCUCUGUACCUAUCGAGCUGUCGGCCUCAAAUACUGGAAAUACACCAUCGAUGGAACCAACAUCUUUUUGAUCAACCUCAUGGCCAUUGUGGGCUUUGUCAUCUUUGACUGGCUCGUUCUUGAUGGGCUCCUGGAUAUGGACAACUUCCUCACGUCUCCCGCCUUUCUUUUCGUCUCGGGCCUCCUAUCCAUCAUACCGCUCGCCUACUUCAUUGGUCAAGCGGUGGCAUCCAUCUCAGCUCAGUCAUCCAUGGGGCUCGGCGCAGCCAUCAAUGCCUUCUUUUCCACCAUCGUUGAGGUAUUCCUCUACUGCGUCGCCCUCCGGCAGGGCAAGGCCCAGCUUGUCGAAGGCAGCAUUGUCGGCAGCAUUUUUGCUGGUGUCCUCUUCCUGCCAGGCCUGUCUAUGUGUUUCGGCGCCAUCAAGCGCAAGACCCAGCGCUUUAACUCGAGGUCGGCCGGUGUGACCUCAACUAUGCUUCUUUUUGCAGUCAUUGGUGCCUUUGGCCCGACUCUCUUCUAUCAAAUCUACGGCACCCACGAGCUAACUUGCCAAGACUGCGUCAACUUUGACACUCCCAACGAUGGUGGGGGGGCUUUACGUGACUGCCGCCGUUGCUAUUUCUCCCAAACGCCCGCUCUUAGCGACCGAUUCUACAUCGAAGCGGUGCGUCCUUAUUGCUAUCUCGCCGCCACAAUGCUGUUCAUGUCCUAUAUCAUCGGACUGUGGUUCACGCUCCGCACGCAUGCGGCGGUAAUCUGGAACACGGAGGUAGAUGAGAAGAAACACGAUGACCACGCCACCCCUCACCCAACCCCCCGACCAUUGGGCAAUCCACCGGUUGGGGAAGCCAGCGGUGUGGAUAUUCGAGACUCGCACUUGUACAAGCGCAUCCUUGGCCAGUCCCUCCGACAAGUUGGGCAGUACUCGCGAACGGACGAGGAGACGCGGCAGAACACAGCUCUCUCCGGAGGCGGAACCAACGGCACCCCUCACCUAGUUCCGCCGAAGCCCGGUGGCAGCUACGGGACUACUGAGGCCGCUUGCGCCACUAUUAACAUCCCCGGGCUAACCGAUGCCGAAAACAGCAAUCUCGUUCAUCAAGUGGCCGAAAUUGCCGCGACUGCUGCCACUGUCGCCGCUAGAAACGUGCAGGCAAGGCGCGGCCCACCAGGCACCACCCCGACGUCCGCCAACCCACCGGCUUCGGCCAGCCACUCGGGUGCGGUGCGCAGCGCCGCCAUCGUACCGGGCCAGGAUGACGCUACAGGGCCGGCGGGCGCGCAGGCAGACGGCCACGGUGGCCACGGUGGCCACGACGCGCCAAACUGGAGCCGGCUCAAGAGCGCCAUCAUCUUAAUGGGAGCCACUGUCCUCUACGCCAUCAUUGCCGAGAUCCUUGUGGACACAGUUGAUGUAGUUCUCGAGAGCUUCGACAUUGAUGAGAAGUUUCUCGGGAUCACGCUAUUUGCACUGGUUCCCAACACCACCGAGUUCCUAAACGCCAUCUCAUUCGCCAUGAACGGCAAUAUUGCACUCUCCAUGGAAAUUGGUUCCGCCUAUGCUCUGCAGGUGUGUCUCUUGCAGGUUCCCGCCUUGGUGCUUUUCUCGGCUGUCAACCCCCUCGGGGUCCCUGCCGAGGACGUGGCCCGGUACACGUUCAGCCUGCUUUUCCCCCAGUGGGACAUGGUGACGGUCAUCCUGUGCGUGUUCUUGCUGAGCUACAUGUACGGCGAGGGUAAGAGCAAUUAUUUCAAGGGAAGCAUUCUACUCCUCAGCUACCUGGUCGUCAUCAUCGGCUUCUACUUGAGCAGUUUUGAAACCAGCUUGGAAGACCCCGAGAAUGGCGUGAGCCGGUUCGACACGUUGAGGGCGGAUGGGCAAUGGAUGAGUUAUAACUUCAAAACUGUUGGGAGGAGUACCUCUGGCACCGCCUUCUGA